This is a messenger RNA of Harmonia axyridis, 2509 nucleotides long. Its product is annotated as choline transporter-like protein 1. The record is from RefSeq and is a predicted model, not a curated record. Gene Ontology annotation, biological process: transmembrane transport. NCBI's taxonomy places the organism in Eukaryota, Metazoa, Arthropoda, Insecta, Coleoptera, Coccinellidae. Gene Ontology annotation, molecular function: transmembrane transporter activity. The transcript has 11 exons. Gene Ontology annotation, cellular component: membrane. The coding region runs from base 1 to 1632 and encodes 543 amino acids.
AUGAUUCUAAAUUCAAUAUAUUCACCAAAUGUUUCAAACAUCAAAAUAAUUUGCAUCGUAUGCACUCUGUGUUAUUCCGAUUUGAAAAGAUUAACAAAUGGCUAUGACAACUGUGGAAAUGUUUGUGGAGAACAGAAUUCUAUAAUCGAUGGUAUCAAUUGUACAGGCAAAGAUUAUCGUGAAGAGAAAUUUUUAUUAUAUGUAGAAGAGUCAGCUUUAACCCGUUUGGAUGAACUGGAUACUGAAUCCAACGAAUGUGUUGAUAAAUGUGAUCGCAAAGAGUAUUUUAUAGUAAUGAAUAGAUGUUUUAAAAAGCCGAACCAGACGGACACCAAUAAAGUUAUGGCAGAAAUGACUUUGAUAAUAGAUGCGCAAAUAAUUAAAGACUUGAAAGAUUCUUCUGGGUACAUCGUAGGAAUGGUUUUUAUUGCCCUUGGAUUAUGCUUCAUUACCCUCCUUCUCUUCAAAUAUCUCCUUGGAUUUUUCGUGAAAGCAGUUAUGGUAUUUACAGUGGUAGUUUUAAUUGCAUAUGUUUCCGCAAUUUGGAGUUCUAGUCGAGAGUAUGACAUCAGUGUUAAAAUUUUUUCUCUUAUAUUAUCCUUAGUGCUGAUUAUUGGCAUUAUAAUGUGUUGGAAAAAAUUAAAUUUCGUUAUAAGAAUUUUCAAAGAAACAACCCAGGCUAUAUUUACAAUGCCAUUAUUGAUGAUGGUUCCAAUUGGGACUUUUCUCAUCGAAGUUGUAAUCACCCAAAUCUGUAUUGUUCUCAUGAUGAUGUUCUGGACUUCUGGAAUAUUAACACAUAUUUUCGGACCAUAUUAUACUUAUGCUACGACAGGAUUUAUAGGAUUCACAAUUAUUUACACGAUUUUUAUGCUUUUGUUAACUUGUGAUUUUUUGAAUGGAUGUCAACAAAUUAUCGUUGCUGGUGCAGUUUCAAGACGGUAUUUCACAAGAGACAAGGACCAUAUUCUUGGUUCCCCAAUCAAAGAUAGUUUCCGGAUUCUUGUUAAAUAUCAUUUGGGCUCAGUAGCAUUUGGGUCCCUUGUUAUAUCUAUAAUGAAUUUCAUCAGGGUGAUCAUCAAGUUAAUGAUGAAGAAAAGAGAAUUUGUCCUCUUUCGACCUUUGAUCACUUGUUGUGUUGAUUUUAUGGAAGAAUUCGUACAUUAUAUUUCUAACCAGGCAUAUAUUAUUAUCGCUAUGCACGGAGAGCCGUUCAUACCAUCUGGAAAAAGAGCAACAAAGCUACUGAUAGAAAAUGCAUUGAAUACGUUGGCUGUAAAUUCAUUUGGAGAUUUCGUAUUGUUCCUAGUGAAAGUGAUGAUUACUUUUAUGACUGUCUUAUGUGGAUUCAUUCUAGAUGAUGGCGACAUUGUGUUUUUCAAAGUAACAAUUUUCAUCGGAGGAGUUUUGGCGUUUUUAUUGACUAACUGCAUGUUCAGGACAUUCGAGACGUGUGUGGACACCAUAUUCCUCUGUUAUUGCGAAGAUACCUUCAUCCAUGAUGGUAUUGAAAUACCAUACUAUGCUCCACCGGAGAUGCAAGCUUUAGUUGAUGAAGCAAAAGGAAUUGUGGAAGAAGAGAAGAUGUACAACUCUAUCAAAACACAAGAGUUGCCCCAAAGUUUUGUUUAACGGGGGUUCACCUAUGGGUUAUAAUACCGAGUAUUGCAAUUUCGAAAUACAGGAAGUUUCAUUGCUACCUUCAUAGAAUCAGCACCCAAUAUUACUUGGGUAAAACGUAAUAAUUUUCAAAAUCCUCAAAACCCAAAACAAUGAUUCAAUAUUAACUUUUCCUCAAUAUCAAAUCAAAAGAAUCAGCUAUAUAAAGGUAACAAUUAUGAUGAAACUUCCUGUAGAUAGCAAAAUACUAAAAGAUCAAAUGAUCUAGAUCUUAAGAAUAUAUUAUAUGAUGUGAAAUAAUAUCUAAAACUAUCAAUUUUUAUCAUUUGUGGGAAUGUUAUAAAGGCAAAUAUUCUAUAUCGUUUUUCAUAUUGCUCAGAUUGUAACGAAUGAAAAUAAUGAGGAAAAAUCCGAUCCAGCUGACUCAUAAACUUUAUUUCAGCUAAAUGAAAUAUCAGAAGAAAUUUUUUUUUUUGAGUCUGCAACUGAACGAAUAAAUUUAUGAAAUAAUUGUUGUCAAAGAGAAAAUAUGAAAAACGAAACUAUUCACCUAAAAUUGCAAUUAUAUAAAAUAUAGUUGAAGUACAAAGAAUAUGUGAAAACAGAAAGAAAUAUAAGAAAUAUCUAUGACGAAAUAUUAUGGUUAGAUAUAAGAAUUUCUUUGAAACUUUGUAAUAUUGAAUGGUUUCAAGCAGCCUAGAGAACUAGAGUACUGAUAUAAUGAUUUAAUUUAUUUGCAAUAUAUAUCUCAUUAUUAAAGGUACAUGAAACUAUUCAAUUUUAGUCAUGAUUCCUGUAUUGUAGUUUACAUAAGUAAUUUCAGAAACACAUCUAUCAAUGACAAUAAUUAGAUAGAAAAGAAGUAUCCAAAUAAUGAAUAAAUUUUGAU